GUGGCGCCAUUGGGGAGAUGACAAGCAAGUUGAAACGUCAAAAGUUUCAAUUGUAAACAAACAAAAUGUGUGCAGUUUUAACGUUGGGUUUAUGGAAUGCGGCACAAUUGCGACGUAUAACAAUAGACAAUGUGGAUUUUAACGAUAAAGUUGAGGCGUUCAAGAACGCCGCCCUGAAAAUUCUCGGUGAAAGCAAUGAUAUAGAUCUGACUUAUUGCGGUGUUAUUAUGGAUAAUGAGAACACUUUAUCGUCAUAUGGUGUUUGUCCAGGAGAAAUUGUUUAUGGCACGGCUAAGAAACCGGCACCUCCAGUUGUUCCACCCAAAACUUACACUGAAACCGAUAUACAAAAUGUUGUAUUCAUAUUCAGCAGUUUCAAUAUCAGUGGACGAAGAACUGCUUUACAGAAAUUAACCCGUGCCGAAGUACUGGAAGAAAUAAUCGCACACGUUCCCGGUUUGGCGGAUGACCCGAUCGCCGUCUCGAUAAUCCAGGACCCGGAACUAAUCGGCCACAUGUCCAAUCCGGAAACAGUACGAAAAAUGGCCGAGACCCACCCCCUGCUCAUAGAAGCCGCCAACUACAUCGCGUCCCAUAUCGAGGAGGACCACACCACCGGCUCGCCCCAGGCCAGCACGAGUACAGGUUACUCCUACAGCUUGGAAGCUUUGUCCGAUGAAGACGACGACUUGGAUUCGGAUACCAACGUCGGUUCGUCCGGUUUGACCAGGAAUUCCUCGUUCAACGCGAUUACGGCGGCGCAAUUGGCGGCGGCGAUCGCCAACGCUACCAACACGGCGUUCAACACGAACAGCGCCGGCGUCCCCACAACCAGCAGCAACCAAAACAGCGUCAUCACCAGCGAAAUGUUUUCUUCGGCGAUCGAGCAAGCUUUGGGAGCGCCCAGUGGAAACGAGGCACCCGCGGAGAAUCCGGCUCAACGUUUGGAGCCGCAGCUGAGGCAAAUGCAUGAGAUGGGAUUGGUUAAUGAUACUCUGAACGUUAGAGCACUGCAGAUCACCGGCGGGGAUGUACAAGCGGCGAUUGAAUUAGUUUUUAACGGGGCUGUCGAAUGAUAUCUUUAGAUUUUGAUAUUAAAAGUUCGCAAUUUCGAUUUUUUUUGGUACUAUUUAGUUUAUCCAAUAAAAUAUUCGGCUUGUCAGAUUGAUUGCGGUUUAUUUUAUUACUGUAUGUGAUUUUGUUUUACAUGAAAAGUUUAUAAUAAAUAUUUUAUAUAUCUA
Molecule: messenger RNA, 1241 nt
Organism: Aethina tumida (small hive beetle)
Lineage: Eukaryota; Metazoa; Arthropoda; Insecta; Coleoptera; Nitidulidae
Product: ubiquitin-like protein 7
Exons: 3
Coding region: 66-1076 (336 amino acids)
Biological process (GO): ubiquitin-dependent protein catabolic process
Cellular component (GO): cytosol
Molecular function (GO): polyubiquitin modification-dependent protein binding
Source: RefSeq, a predicted model, not a curated record